GAGGGGCCUAGAUAAAUUAAUGUGUGAGUGAUAGGUGAAGGGCCAAAGAAUCAGAGAUGGAGAAUAUGUAUUCCUGUGACUCACACAAAAGAUAUUCAGCAUUCCUGGCCAUCAGCCUGAACUCUUACAAUGGUGCACCUCUGAGUGCCAGGGCACCGAAAGAUUGGCUUGUUUAGCGUGUUUGAUGUGGAGGGGGCUCACAGGUCAGAUGUCCUUGGCCUUAUAGGGUUAGGGCAAUCGAGGUUAUAAAUCCCAUCUCUGCUAUUGUGCUGAAUCUCGGCAUACUGUCCAUCGGUCCCUGUGUGGUUUUUCGUGUGAGGAAUCGCAAACACCUGGAGCCUCCAUCUGCAUCUGCUGUCUGUCAUUAACCUAACAGGUUAACAAUGGGUGAUGCUGAAAUGGCAGUUUUUGGGGCCGCAGCUCCUUACCUGCGGAAGUCCGACAGGGAGCGUCUAGAGGCGCAAACGAAAAUAUUCGACUUAAAGAAGGAAUGCUUUGUGCCAGAUACAGUGGAGGAGUUUGUUAAAGCCAGCAUCAUAAGUCGAGAGGGUGACAAAGUCACUGUGGAGACACAGGGAGGGAAGACUGUCACUGUCAAAGAGAGUGAUAUUAUGCAACAGAAUCCCCCCAAAUUUGAUAAAAUUGAAGACAUGGCGAUGUUGACCUUUCUCCAUGAGCCUGCUGUGCUGUAUAACCUCAAAGAGCGCUAUGCAGCAUGGAUGAUCUAUACGUACUCAGGGCUGUUCUGUGUCACCGUCAACCCUUACAAGUGGCUGCCAGUGUACAAUCAGGAGGUUGUUACAGCCUAUAGAGGGAAGAAGAGGAGUGAAGCUCCUCCUCACAUCUAUUCCAUCUCUGAUAACGCCUACCAGUACAUGCUGGCAGACCGAGAAAACCAGUCUAUUCUUAUCACUGGAGAGUCUGGUGCUGGGAAAACUGUGAAUACUAAAAGAGUCAUUCAGUACUUUGCCAGCAUUGCAGCAAGUGGAGUGAAGAAGGACUUGGCUGCUCAGAACAAGGGAACCCUGGAGGAUCAAAUUAUCCAGGCUAACCCUGCAUUGGAGGCCUUUGGUAAUGCUAAGACCAUCAGAAAUGACAACUCCUCAAGAUUUGGAAAAUUUAUUCGAAUUCACUUCGAUACAAGGGGGAAACUGGCAUCUGCUGACAUUGAAACAUAUCUCCUGGAGAAGUCUCGUGUGACCUUUCAAUUAAAGGCUGAGAGAGACUAUCACAUCUUCUAUCAAAUCUUGUCCAACAAAAAACCUGAGAUCCUUGAGAUGCUACUAGUGACAGCAAACCCCUAUGACUACGCAUUCAUCUCUCAGGGAGAGACCACAGUUCCUUCCAUUGAUGAUGCUGAGGAGUUAAUUGCCACCGAUAGUGCCUUUGAUGUAUUGGGCUUCACACAAGAAGAAAAGAACUCUGUGUACAAACUGACUGGAGCCAUUAUGCACUACGGCAACAUGAAGUUCAAGCAAAAGCAGCGUGAGGAACAAGCAGAAUCUGAUGGAACUGAAGAUGCUGACAAAGCAGCAUAUCUAAUGGGUCUAAAUUCUGCUGACCUCAUUAAGGGGCUUUGCCAUCCAAGGGUCAAAGUUGGAAAUGAGUGGGUCACCAAAGGACAAAAUGUCCAGCAAGUGAACUAUUCUAUCGGAGCCUUAUCAAAAUCAGUGUAUGAGAAAAUGUUUCUCUGGAUGGUAGUGAGAAUCAACCAGUCUCUGGAGACAAGGCAGCCUCGCCAGUACUUCAUUGGAGUGUUGGAUAUUGCUGGCUUUGAGAUCUUUGAUUUCAACACCUUUGAGCAACUCUGCAUUAACUUUACCAAUGAGAAACUGCAACAGUUUUUCAACCACCACAUGUUUGUGCUGGAACAAGAGGAGUACAAGAAAGAAGGGAUAGAAUGGGAGUUUAUUGACUUUGGCAUGGACUUACAGGCCUGCAUCGAUCUCAUUGAGAAACCUAUGGGCAUCAUGUCGAUCCUUGAAGAGGAAUGCAUGUUCCCCAAAGCCAGUGAUACAACCUUUAAAGCAAAGCUUUAUGACAACCACCUUGGGAAAUCAAACAACUUCCAGAAACCCAGGCUUGUGAAGGGCAAACCAGAGUCUCACUUUGCCCUGGUUCACUAUGCUGGUAUAGUGGAUUACAACAUCAACAACUGGCUGGUAAAGAAUAAGGACCCCCUCAAUGAAACUGUGGUUGGACUGUACCAGAAAUCUUCACUGAAAUUGUUGGCUUUAUUGUUUGCCAACUAUGCAAGUGCAGAUGCAGCUGACAGUGCAAGUGGAAAAAAAGAAAAGAAGAAGAAAGGGUCAUCUUUCCAGACAGUGUCUGCACUUCACAGGGAGAAUCUUAACAAGCUAAUGACAAACCUGAGAUCAACCCACCCUCAUUUUGUACGGUGCAUCAUCCCCAAUGAAACAAAGACUCCUGGUGCAAUGGAGAACCCUUUGGUCAUGCACCAACUGCGCUGUAACGGUGUACUAGAAGGCAUUAGGAUCUGCAGGAAGGGCUUCCCCAACAGAAUCCUCUAUGGGGACUUUAAACAGAGAUAUCGCAUCUUAAACCCUACAGCUAUCCCUGAGGGACAGUUCAUAGACAGCAAGAAAGGAGCAGAGAAACUGCUGGGUUCUCUGGAGAUCGACCACCAGCAGUACAGGUUUGGGCACACUAAGGUAUUUUUUAAGGCUGGUCUUCUUGGCCAACUGGAGGAGAUGAGAGAUGAGCGUCUAUCAAAAAUAAUCACUUCAAUUCAAGCAAGGUCUCGUGGACUUCUCUCAAGGGCUGAGUACCAAAAGAUGGUAGAACGCAGGGAUGCCUUGCUUGUGAUUCAGUGGAAUGUACGUGCAUUCAUGAGUGUCAAGAAUUGGCCCUGGAUGAAACUCUUCUUUAAAAUUAAACCAUUACUGAGAUCUGCCGAAGCAGAGAAGGAAAUGGCCAAUAUGAAAGAGGAGUUCUUGAAGCUCAAGGAAGCUUAUGCAAAGUCUGAAGCUCGUAGAAAAGAACUUGAGGAAAAAAUGGUGACUCUUCUUCAAGAAAAGAAUGACCUUCAACUUCAAGUGCAGGCGGAACAAGACAAUCUCUGUGAUGCUGAAGAGCGGUGUGAAGGUCUGAUCAAAAAUAAGAUUCAGAUGGAGGCUAAAACCAAAGAGCUCACAGAGCGGCUUGAGGACGAGGAGGAGAUGAACGCAGAGCUGACAGCUAAGAAGAGAAAGCUGGAGGAUGAGUGCUCUGAGCUGAAGAAAGAUAUUGAUGAUCUGGAGCUGACUUUGGCUAAAGUGGAGAAAGAGAAGCAUGCUACUGAGAACAAGGUUAAGAACCUGACAGAAGAAAUGGCAGCUUUAGAUGAUAUCAUUGCCAAGCUGACAAAAGAGAAAAAGGCCUUGCAGGAAGCUCAUCAGCAGACACUGGAUGACCUGCAAAGUGAGGAGGACAAAGUCAACACCCUCACCAAGGCAAAAGUAAAGCUAGAGCAGCAGGUGGAUGAUCUUGAAGGAUCUCUAGAGCAAGAAAAGAAAAUCCGAAUGGAUCUAGAAAGAGCUAAGAGGAAACUUGAAGGAGAUUUGAAGUUAACCCAGGAGAGCAUAAUGGACCUGGAGAAUGACAAGCAGCAACUGGAAGAACGACUGAAGAAAAAGGACUUUGAAACCAGUCAGCUCAACAGCAGAAUUGAUGAUAACCAAAACAUAAUUAUCCAACUACAAAAGAAAAUCAAGGAGCUGCAGGCUCGAGUUGAGGAGUUGGAGGAAGAGCUUGAGGCAGAAAGAGCUGCCAGAGCCAAGGUGGAGAAACAGAGAGCAGAAUUAGCCAGAGAGCUGGAAGAGAUCAGUGAGAGACUGGAGGAGGCUGGAGGAUCUACAGCUGCUCAGAUUGAGAUGAAUAAGAAACGAGAGGCAGAGUUUCUGAAACUUCGCAGAGACCUUGAAGAGGCCACUCUGCAGCACGAGGCCACUGCCGCCACACUGAGAAAGAAACAAGCUGACAGUGUGGCAGAACUUGGAGAGCAGAUAGACAAUUUGCAGAGAGUCAAGCAAAAAUUGGAAAAGGAGAAAAGUGAACUCAAGCUGGAGCUGGAUGAUGUGGUCUCCAGCAUGGAGCAUAUCGUCAAGUCCAAGACUAAUAUGGAGAAAAUGAACAGAACCCUGGAAGAUCAAAUGAAUGAAUUCCGUAACAAGUGUGAAGAAACUCAAAGGACCCUGAAUGACUUUACAACCCAGAAGGCAAAGCUUCAGGCAGAAAAUGAUGAAUUUGCAAGACAGUUAGAAGAAAAGGAAUCAUUAAUCUCUCAGCUGACAAGGGGUAAGAACUCCUUUAGUCAACAACUGGAGGACCUGAAAAGGCAGUUAGAUGAAGAAAUUAAGGCGAAGAAUGCUCUUGCCCAUGCACUGCAGUCAGCCCGUCAUGAUACAGAUCUGCUCAGAGAGCAGUAUGAGGAGGAGCAGGAGGCCAAAGCAGAGCUACAGAGAAGCAUGUCUAAAGCUAAUUCUGAGGUGGCUCAGUGGAGAUCCAAGUAUGAAACUGAUGCCAUACAGAAGACUGAGGAGCUGGAGGAAGCCAAGAAGAAACUAGCACAACGUUUGCAGGAGGCUGAGGAGGCCGUGGAGGCAGUAAAUGCUAAAUGCUCUUCCCUUGAAAAGACUAAACACAGACUCCAGAAUGAAAUCGAAGAUUUGAUGGUGGAUGUGGAGAGAUCCAACACUGCUGCUGCAGCUUUAGACAAGAAACAAAGAAACUUUGAUAAGGUCUUAUCUGAAUGGAAACAGAAGUAUGAGGAGUCUCAGUGUGAAUUGGAGAGCUCUCAGAAGGAGGCAAGAUCUUUGAGCACAGAACUGUUCAAGCUGAAGAACUCCUAUGAGGAAUCGUUGGAUCACCUGGAGACCAUGAAGAGAGAGAACAAGAUUCUGCAAGAGGAGAUCUCUGAUCUCACCGAACAGCUUGGCGAGAAUGGGAAGACAAUCCAUGAGUUGGAGAAGGUCCGUAAGCAGCUGGAACAAGAAAAAGCAGAGAUACAAGCUGCUCUAGAAGAGGCUGAGGGUUCUCUGGAGCACGAGGAGGGUAAAAUCCUGAGGGCCCAGCUAGAAUUCAACCAAAUAAAAGCUGACAUUGAGCGCAAGCUGACUGAGAAAGAUGAGGAAUGGGAGCAGUCAAAGAGAAACCAACAGAGGACCAUAGACACCUUGCAAAGUGCUUUGGAGUCUGAAACUCGUAGCAGGAAUGAGGCUCUCAGGAUAAAGAAGAAGAUGGAAGGAGAUCUAAAUGAAAUGGAGAUCCAGCUGAGCCAGGCUAACAGACAGUCAGCUGAGGCUCAAAAACAACUCAAGUCUGUCCAGGCCCAUCUGAAGGACUCCCAGCUUCAGCUUGAUGACUCUCUUCGAGCCAAUGAUGAUCUGAAGGAGAACAUUGCAAUUGUAGAAAGACGCAAUACCUUGCUUCAGGCCGAACUGGAGGAGCUUAGGGCUGUUCUGGAACAAACAGAGCGGGGACGCAAACUUUCUGAGCAAGAGCUGCUUGAUGUCACUGAGAGAGUACAGCUUCUGCAUUCUCAGAACACCAGUCUCAUAAACCAGAAGAAGAAGCUGGAGGCUGAUGCAUCUCAGCUUCAGAGUGAGGUGGAAGAGGCAGUGCAAGAAUGCAGGAAUGCUGAAGAAAAAGCCAAGAAGGCCAUCACUGAUGCUGCCAUGAUGGCUGAGGAACUGAAGAAGGAACAGGAUACAAGUUCUCACCUGGAGCGUAUGAAGAAGAACAUGGAGCAGACCAUUAAAGAUCUGCAGCACCGUCUGGAUGAAGCAGAACAAAUUGCUAUGAAGGGAGGAAAGAAACAAGUUCAGAAACUGGAGGCUAGGGUAAGAGAGCUGGAAGGUGAAGUUGAGGCUGAACAGAAGAGAAGCAGUGAGUCUGUGAAGGGAAUCCGUAAAUAUGAACGCCGCAUCAAGGAGCUUACAUAUCAGACCGAAGAGGACCAUAAAAACAUAGCCCGUCUUCAGGAUUUGGUCGACAAGCUGCAACUAAAAGUCAAAGCUUACAAAAGAGCCACAGAGGAAGCUGAAGAACAGGCAAACAAUCACCUCGGCAAAUUCCGUAAGCUGCAGCAUGAACUAGAUGAGGCAGAGGAAAGGGCUGAUAUUGCUGAAUCUCAAGUGAACAAACUACGUGCCAAAAGUCGUGAUGUGGGGCCAAAGAAAGGAUUUGAUGAAGAGUGAAGUCCUGGAAAUCUUCUGAAAUCACCUUUAUUUGUUUGCCUUUCUCUCUGAGUGUACACUAUUGUGUUUCCUCACUUACAUGAAAUAAAGUCAUUCUGCAUCUA
Megalobrama amblycephala (Wuchang bream) is the source of this 6301-nucleotide messenger RNA. RefSeq names its product myosin-7-like. Bases 384 to 6197 code for a protein of 1937 amino acids. Gene Ontology annotation, molecular function: ATP binding; actin filament binding; cytoskeletal motor activity. The transcript has 39 exons. The record is from RefSeq and is a predicted model, not a curated record. NCBI's taxonomy places the organism in Eukaryota, Metazoa, Chordata, Actinopteri, Cypriniformes, Xenocyprididae. Gene Ontology annotation, cellular component: myosin complex.